Messenger RNA from Dufourea novaeangliae, 1956 nucleotides. Its product is annotated as late secretory pathway protein AVL9 homolog. Lineage: Eukaryota; Metazoa; Arthropoda; Insecta; Hymenoptera; Halictidae. Gene Ontology annotation, cellular component: cytoplasm. The coding region runs from base 1 to 1956 and encodes 651 amino acids. The record is from RefSeq and is a predicted model, not a curated record. The transcript has 9 exons.
AUGGCAGAAUCUAUUGGACCAAUACUUCAUGUGAUUGUCGUCGGAUUUCAUCACAAAAAAGGAUGUCAAGUAGAAUAUUCAUUUCCUCCUUUGGUGCCCGGAGCUCCAAAUGAAUGUCCACUAGGUUGGAAAUAUUUGCCAACUCUCGCUUUACCAGAUGGAUCUCACAAUUAUGAUGAAGAUACAGUCUACUUUCAUUUACCGAGUUUAAAUGAUGCAAAACGUACAAUAUAUGGUAUUUCAUGCUUCAGGCAAAUCCCAGUUGAGAAAUUGAAAAACCGCACUUCUGAUAUAACACGAGGAACUGUUCAAAAAUCUGUAUGUGUAUUAAGCACGUUACCGUUGUAUGGUCACAUUCAAGUUAAAAUGGCAUUGAUAACACACGCAUACUUCGAAGAGGGUGACUUCAGUAAAGUAUCGUUACUGGAAGAUACUUAUCAUCAUCUUAACUCUUGUAUGAGCAGUGAAAGUCAAAUACCACCUCAAGUCUUUGUUGGUUUAUCAGCAAGGGACUUCAUUUUGCAAUUCCGUCAUAAAGUUCUUUUGUUAUUUAAACUACUUUUAUUAGAAAAAAAAAUAGUUUUUUACCAAUCACCAGUACAACCAUUAUGUGCAGCAAUAUUAACGCUACUUUCGCUAUUUCCUGGAAUGAUUGAACAUGGUUUACAACAAGCUGCAUAUGUUAGACCGUCUAGGCCAAUGUCUCCUAUACCUACAUUUGACGAAGAAGAAGUAUCAGUAAAUAGUAUUGAUAACAAUGUAUUGUCUAUAAAUUCUGAUAAAGAUACAGACCCAGUGAAAGAACAUGUUAACGGUAAUUCCAAUAAACAUUCAUUGUGUAUAAAUGAUAAUAAAGCUGUCGAAACCAUGGAAGGUAAAUGCAUGGAUGACUUUAGUAACUUGAGCAUACAGAAAAAUAACAAUGAAAAUGAAAAUUUAAAUAUGAAAGUUAUCGAGGUCGAAUCGGCACAAGAAUGUACUGAAUCAUAUGCGGAGGAGAAUAAUUCUAUGUAUCCUGGCAAACCAAAUGAUUUUGUACACAGAGUACAAAGUGUAAAUACAAUUACAUUAGGUACAACAGAUACAGAUAAUACUUUGCCACGUGACACAAGUAACGAUGCACUUUCAGAUGCGCGUUUAACAAAUAAUAUUACACAGAUUGCUCAUAUAAAUCCAGAACUUUGCGGUAUGCCUUUAAGUCUGUUUACAAAGGGUUAUCUAUGUCUACCAUAUCUAUCGUUACCAUAUCUAGAUCUUUUGGCAGAUGUUAAUGUUAGAGGAUAUAUAGUGGGAGUGACAAAUGUUUUAUUUAAGCAAAAAAAACAACUUAUCGAUGUAUUGGUAGAGGUUGAAAAUACACGAAUAGAAACAACUGAUCCAGAAUUAAGGCGACAGCUGCAUCUUACAACGGAGGAUCUAAGAUUUGCUGAUUAUAUAGUUCGACACGUAGCUGAACCUCGUAAAGAUAUUUUCUUGGAUGGUGUAGGAUGGGAAGGUGGAGACGAAUGGAUCAGAACUCAAUUUCGUGUCUAUCUAUUGAGUAUGUUGCGAACAUCCAUGCAACAAGAUACUCGUCAAUCUGAUCAUUACAACUCUGCAUUUAUUGCCGCUUGGCGUACUACAAAUAACUACAAAGCGUGGAGUAAUUCCAAUAAACCAGAAAUCGAUAAUGUAGAACAUGGUCAUCCAUUUGCGGGGCAAUUAUCAGUACAAGAUAUGAAAUUACGAUUAUCACAGUGGAAAAUAUGUGGCGGUGCACUUUCACAAGCUAAAGGAGCUUUUUCUAAUUGGUGGAGUACAUUGACUACUGUUCAACCAGUUGAGGAAGGAAAAGCCGACAAUCAAACUUCAAAUAUACAUCAAACACUUACAAAUAUAACCAAUAAAACUACUAUAAAGGACGAAGAAAUGAACGUAUCUACUAAUAACACAAAUUUAGAAGUUGUUCUAGAUUAA